GUUCUGGCAGGCUGUUGCUUUGUCGUUGUUGUCGUCCAUACACUUCCACAAUAAGUCCCUGGCAUCCCAGCAGGCUUUCCUCUCGGCGGAGUUUGGAGCUGCCAUCACCACUUGACUGUGGAGGGAAUCUAAAAAGUAAUGAAGAAAAGCCCCAGAGGUUGCCAUGGUGCCCAGCAGCAAUCCAUCUCUGUUUGUGUGCUCAUGUGGACCGAGGGGGAAUAGAAAACAGGCAAUCCUCUGCAGAGACGUGGUGCUCACAGUCCUUUUGAGAAAGUUUUGGCCUCCGGGUAAUAGAGAUGCUUUCAGACCAUCCAACACAUCCUUGUCGUUGUGACAGUUGAACCUUUGGUCCGUGGCUUCAAGAAACUCCCAGAAGAUAUUGACUGGUCAUACACAGCACUGCCUUAACUCUCUUGGGCAUGGAGAUCACGAGAGCUUCACAGAUUGCCACUGGAGUCCUCUUCCACUCCUGACAUGACAUCAAGGGGCUGGUGGAUGACACCUAGCGCUCUUCCACCUCCCGUUUGAGGAUGCCCCACAGAUGCUCAAUAGGUGCCCUCAACCAGCGUAACUGGGGUAAGAAGUACCCAUCCUGUAACAGUGCCAGGCAGUCUCCUGUGGACAUCGACGAGACGUUCACUCAGGUGCGGCUGCAGUACCAGAAACUACAACUAGAGGGCUGGGACAGGCUUACGGCAGAGUCCACCACCAUCCACAACAACGGGAAAACAGUGGCUAUCACUGUGGAUGGAAACUUCUUUGUCAGUGGAGGAGGGCUGAGCUCCAGGUUCCGUGUUGAAACCAUCGCCUUCCACUGGGGGCGCUGCAAUACUACUUUGGAAGGGUCCGAGCACAGCUUGAAUGGGAUGAAAUACCCACUUGAGAUGCAAAUCUACUGUUAUGAUCCAGAUGACUUCCAGAGUUUAGAUGAAGCCGUCCGGGGGGGAGGGAGGAUUGCUGCAUUAGCUGUGCUGUUUGAGAUCAGCCUGGAUGACAACGGAAACCUCAGUCCUGUCGUAGAUGCUGUCAACACUGUUAGUCGAUUUGGUAAGAGUGGAUCAAUGGAGGCCUUCACCUUGCAGUCUUUGCUGCCAAAUAACACAGACAAAUACUACAUCUACAACGGCUCGCUGACUUCUCCUCCCUGCACGGAGACGGUGGAAUGGGUGGUCUUUAAACAGGCUGUGGCCAUAUCGGAAACACAGUUGGAGGUGUUCUGUGAGGUGAUGACCAUGGAGCAGGCGGGAUAUGUGAUGCUGACUGAUUACCUGCAGAACAACUUCAGGGAGCAGCAGCAGUUCAUUGGACAGGUGUUUGCCUCGUACACGGGAGUGGAGGACGUGCCCACGCCCACCUGCAGUUCGCCGCCAGAAAACGUCCAAGCUGACGCACAGAACGAGACGACCAUUGUAGUGACGUGGGAGCGCCCCCGUUUUGUUUACGACACGACCAUCGACUGGUACACCGUCACCUACGAGAGGCUGCAGGGCCGAAACCAGAAGAAGCAGGAGUACAGGACCGACGGGGAUCAGGACGUGGGAGCCAUCAUUCCCAGUCUGCUGGCCAACAGCAGCUAUGUGGUUCAGGUGAUGGCCGUUUGCAACAACGGCCUCAGAGGAAGAUGGAGUGACCAGAUUAUAGUGGACAUGCCGUUAGAGGACCCUGACAGUGAUUCAUUUCCUGAUGUUUCUAAAGGCAGCAAAGAGGUGCCAACUAAUGUCAGAUGGCAGAAACCGGAGAAUCCCAAUCCUCUGGAUUCAACCCCAGAUCACAGUCCAGUAGAGGAGAUCCCAGCAGAGCAGACCAGAGUUUACCAGAAUCAACCCACUCAGUCAACCCCAAAGCCUCCUCCUGAGACCUCCGUACAGAAAACACGGCUCAACCCGAAUGUAAAAAAGAAACCGACAAAGCCUAAAAGUGGUGACGUAAACAAAAACCGUAUCGAUGAGGAGCGGAGGACUCGAACACAAAGGAUAUUUACUCAUGGCGGUUUGGAUGGGAACAGUGCAAUCUGGGUGACUGGUAUAACCGAGCAACCGGGCUUCCUGUUUCCUGUCUCUCAGCCCAACACUCUGCCUACGGUCCGGCGUCAAAUCACGGAGGAGGCGUCUCUGAUACAUCAGUCGCAAGAGCUCAGCCCAACAGAUUCAAAUGAAAGUGAAAGUGGCCUCCCUUCUUCACAGUCGGACCUCUACUCCUCCACCGGGGAGGACAUCCAAGUCACAGAUGUCUUCUAUGAAGACUCAGUCAACAGCUCUUCAUCCCAAAUCACCACCUCCUCUUUGGAACGAUCCACUGCCGCUCUGCCAGGAGGUGUGGUGGCCAAAGGGACAAACGAGUCCUCUGUAAACAAGCCUCCAGAAACGAGCACCGCCUCAGCCUCGACCUCGUUCUGGAUCACAACGAGGACGGUGACUGCAAGCAACACCCUUGCCGAUACGGUCUACAAGUCAUUCACCUCCUCGUCCCUCCUUAGGGUGCUCAUGCACACCACCCAGCCUAUGUUUAAUGAGGGAAGGAACAGCAGUCAUGAAUCUCACGUUGGGUUGGUUGGAGGUGUGGAGAGGGAGAAGCGGACCAUCAUUCCUCUGGCUGUUGUGUCCACUCUCACUAUCCUAUGUUUACUGGUGCUGGUUGGAAUACUUGUCUACUGGAGAAACUGCUUCCAGACGGCUAACUUCUACCCAGAUGACAGCGUAACACCGAAAGUCAUAUCAGCUCCGUCCACACCGCUGCUGCUUGCCACAGACGGUCACGAGCCACUGACGGUGAAGCAGUUUGUGAAGAAUGUCAUGGAGCUCCACAGCACCAACACCUUCUCCAAGGAGUUUGAGAUUGUGAAAGAGUCCUACGAGGAGGUGCAAGCGUGCACAGUGGACAUGGGCAUCACUGCUGACAGCUCCAGUCAACCAGAGAACAAAUCCAAGAACAGAUACAUCAACAUCCUGGCCUAUGAUCAUAGUAGAGUGAAGCUCUCCAACAGUUUAGACCGAGAUGGGGCAUGUGGAGACUACAUAAACGCAAAUUUUGUUGAUGGUUACGAGCGUACGAGGGCCUACAUCGCAGCUCAGGGCCCGCUCAGAGCAGGCAGGGAAGACUUCUGGAGAAUGAUCUGGCAGCAGAACGUUGGCAUCAUCGUCAUGAUCACCAACCUGAAGGAGAAAGGACGGACAAAGUGUGAUCAGUACUGGCCAGAGGACGGUCAGGAGGAUUAUGGUCCGUACCAGGUGACCUUGAAGAGCACCAAGACUCUUGCUUACUACACUGUGCGGACAUUCAUUGUCAGAGACACCACAAAUAAGGCAUGUCAGAGGAAAGUGGAACACACAGUCCACCAUUACCACUACACCCAGUGGCCAGACAUGGGCGUCCCAGAAUACACCCUGCCUGUCCUGUCCUUCAUCAGAACAUCGUCUCGCGCCCGAACGCAAGAGAUGGGACCCGUCCUGGUGCACUGCAGUGCUGGAGUAGGAAGAACAGGAACUUACAUCGUGAUUGACAGCAUGCUGCAGCAGAUCGAGGAUCAGGGGACGGUGAAUGUCCUCGGGUUCCUCAAACAUGUGCGGACACAGAGGAACUACUUGGUUCAGACGGAGGAGCAGUAUGUGUUCAUCCACGACGUCUUAGCGGAGGCUAUCUUGAGUCGCCACACCUCUGUCACCUCUGACCUCCUCCACACGUACGUGUCCGACCUCCUAACGCCUGGAGUGUCAGGCAGGACGCGCAUGGACAAACAGUUCAAGUUGAUUAGUCAACGCCAAGCCAAGCACGCUGACUAUAGCACGGCUCUGCGAGACGGCAACGCAAUGAGGAACAGAGCCAGAGCGCUCAUGCCUGUGGAGAGAUCCAGAGUCUGUCUAACUGCCACAGAAGCAAACUCCUCAGGUUACAUCAACGCCUCAUAUGUGCUGGGCCAUAACCACAGUAAAGAAUUCAUCGUGAGUCAGACCCCUCUUAGCAGCACCGUGGAGGAUUUCUGGCGAAUGAUCUGGGAACACAACACACGCACCGUCGUCCAUCUGCCCGACUCACAUCAUCAUACGAGUGAGAACGGGGAUCCGUGUCUUUACUGGCCUUCUAAAGACCAGAUAAUGAGCUUUGACGGAUUCACUGUGGUGUAUUCAGGGGAGAAGAUGCUGUGUCUGUCCAAUGAUGACAAAGUUCUGGUGCAGGACUUUACAUUAGAAUCCACACAGAACAAUUUUGCCCUGGAGGUGCAUCUUUACAUUGCAUCCUGCUGGCCCAACCCGGACAGCCCGAUUCGGAAUUGUUUCGACCUUAUCAACACAGUCAGUGAGCACAGCAGACACACAAACGGACCAACAGUGGUGCACGACCCGUUGGGAGGCGUUACAUCUGGGCUCUUCUGCGCCCUCACCACCUUGUCCAAUCAUUUACAGGAAGAGGGACAAGUCGAUGUCUACCAGGUGGCACGUAUGACAAACCUCAUGAGGCCGGGGGUCUUUAAUGAUAUAGAGCAGUACCAGUAUCUGUACCAUGCAGUGCUGAGUCUGGUGAGCAGCCAGGAGGAUCAGCGAGCCCUCCAGAGUCCAGAAACCAAUGGUUCAGUACUGUUAGGGAAGACCAACAUUGCUGAAAGCCUUGAGUCACUCAUGUAGAGGCCACACACACUCAUACACUAACGCUAAAACACGUGUUGAACUUAAGUCGUCUCUGCAAGCAUCGAAGAGGUGUGAGUACUUUUUUUUUUUUUUUAAAGGGGACCUAUUAUGCUUUUCCUCUUUUCUGAGCUCUAAAUGUUGUUACAAUGUUGAAUUCUCGUGUUAAAUGAUGCCAACAUGUCAGAUAAUGAGGUUUGCGCAUUUGGAAGCGAGCCCUGAAAGCAGUUUUGGACGGCUCUGCACGCUGUGUUUUACAGUUUUUCAAUUCAACACGGACUUCCUUAUAUGCCCAGCACCCCCGCUCUGCUUCGCUCUGUUCACGGUGUUAGCACGUCGAGUAAUGGCUCCCCGGAAAUGUUUGUUCGAGUGUGCCUAAAGAGGCAAGCGUCAGGCAGAAGUGGUUGGAGUUGCUGAUUCCUGGCCAGCAAGAGAAAAAUAUGCUCAUCUGUCAACGGCAUUUCAAUUUGAAGCUCGACGUCCGACGCCUUUCCAACGUUACUUGGUCGUGUCGAAGAGUCAGAAGAGCAAGCCGUAAGUAACUAUUUAUCAGUGUCCUCACUGUUUAUUUUGUGUAGUGAUCGGACAAAAGGGGUUCGGCAGCUGUCCGGGAGCACUUGGACGCCUGGGAGGAAGGCGUACCUGGAGGGGUGCCGGGGUGGAGUAAAUUACACACACCGUUCAGGCGGGAGGCAGGAAACACUGCAGGAAGAAGUGCAGAGUCUGGAAGACCUACAAAGCUUUCUGUGCGGGUUGUCGUGUGUAGCUGCUCUCGAGGAACCCAGAACUCAAUACAAAGGCCCGAAAAUUAGUAUAAUGGGUCCCCUUUAAAGUAAUCUUCUGCAAAUGUCACGGCUUCCUUAAAAGACAAAAAAGGUUACUUCUGUAACUGUCAAGCUCAUGCUAGUCAUUUUUAUCGUGCUCACAGAGCAAAGUCAAGUGAUAAACUCGCAGCCUGGUUUUAAAAACUAGAUUCUGAAUAUAAUUUCACUGUAUCCAUUGCAUUUGUGUGCGAAAGCACAUUUAAAUCACACAAUACAAAUUACUACCUAUGAAAGAAAAUGAAUGAACUGCAUUCCUAGGCUAAUUCCCUAAUGAACCAGCGUUAUUUUGGGGUGUUUUAAAAAGUAGUGAUGGCUGCCAUUGGCUCUGGUACCCGGUGCCUUUUGUAAAUCACUUGUACAUUCAUCUUGUACUUUAAAGCUCUUUUUGCUAUGACUGUUGAACGACUUCUAUUUUUCCUAACGGCGGGUACUGUCUCGUUAGUUUCGUUAAGGGGAGUAACAUUCCAUCAAAAUUCUGUUGUCAGUAUUGAACGUAUUUUGUCUAAAUGGUCCUCAAUCGGGCGCGAUCAAUCAAGCAAUCAGCUUCUCCUCCAGCAACUUACUACUUGUGUGCGUGUGCGUGUGUGUAAAUAUCCCUGAAGCACCAAAAGGCCAAAUUACUGUAAGUUUUUACUGUACCUAAAUUUUCUAUGACAUUUUCUAGCCAUUUACACGUAUAUACUGUAUAACUGUGUGGAUUCUUUUUGAUAACUCCACUACUGAAUUACUGUUCAUAGAUUUAACACAUUGUUACCGCUUUUGUAUCAAUAUAAUUGUAGCAAGUUAGCACAUUCAUCUCCAGCCGCAAACGUGUGCAGUAUGUAAAUAGAAACAGAUUGAAUAAAGACUUGGCUUGAAUAUGA
Dunckerocampus dactyliophorus (ringed pipefish) is the source of this 6306-nucleotide messenger RNA. RefSeq names its product protein tyrosine phosphatase receptor type Z1b (gene ptprz1b). Gene Ontology annotation, biological process: peptidyl-tyrosine dephosphorylation. Lineage: Eukaryota; Metazoa; Chordata; Actinopteri; Syngnathiformes; Syngnathidae. The coding region runs from base 531 to 4619 and encodes 1362 amino acids. The transcript is spliced from 35 exons. Gene Ontology annotation, molecular function: protein tyrosine phosphatase activity; protein binding. The record is from RefSeq and is a predicted model, not a curated record.